AUGGGUGUUUAUUGGGCUUCGGCAUUUAUUUUGCCAAAAGGGGUCAUUAAAGAUAUUGAGAAGCGAUUGCGAGCUUUCUUAUGGAGAGGUACCGAAAAUAGUGGAUACCCUAAAGUUGCAUGGAAAGAGAUUUGCAAACCGAAGGAGGAGGGAGGACUUGGCCUUAAGGAUAUGGGAACUCUUAAUCGAGCAUUGAUGUGCAAAAAGCUAUGUGAAGUCAUCCGAUGUGAUAGGACUUCUAUCUGGGUCGAGUGGCUGCGGCAUGGCAGACUUCGAGAUGAUUCGAUAUGGUCUAUCCCGGAGAAUCGUGGACCAUGGGGAUGGAGAAAAAUGUUGAGGUUGAGAGGCUGGUUACGCUCAGUGGUGGAAUAUCGUAUUGGUGAUGGAAGUGAUUUUUUCUUAUGGAAGGAUCCCUGGCAUCACCUUGGACCCCUCCUUGACAGAUUUCUACGGGGACCAAACAGUCUGGGAUUGCAUGAGUCUACCAUGUUAAGCUCAGUUAUCUGUGAGGGCCAUUGGCACUGGCCAUUGAUCACAGACAUGGAAUGUGUGGAGAUUACACACGUGCUGCCUCGGAUCCAUGGGGGUACAGAUCGUAUUAUAUGGAAAGGUUCGAGUGGGAAACCCACUACCUAG
Sesamum indicum (sesame) is the source of this 636-nucleotide messenger RNA. Lineage: Eukaryota; Viridiplantae; Streptophyta; Magnoliopsida; Lamiales; Pedaliaceae. The record is from RefSeq and is a predicted model, not a curated record.